UGGAGAACUAACUGGCACAAGACAAGUCGGCGACGUGACCAUGAGCGGCGUUGUGCUGGCUUCCGCUGGUUACGACCACACGAUCCGGUUCUGGGAGGCCGCGACCGGUACAUGCACGCGAACGGUCAAAUACCCAGACUCGCAAGUCAACUGCUUGCAGAUCACACCAGACAAAAAGUACAUCGUGGCGGCGGGCAAUCCCCACAUUCGCCUGUUUGAAAUCAAUAGCAACAAUCCAAAUCCAGUGCGGAGCUAUGACGGCCACUCAGGAAACGUGACGUCGAUUGGGUUCCAGAAGCACGGCAAGUGGAUGUACAGCGGGUCCGAGGAUGGCACGAUCAAGAUUUGGGACCUCCGCGCGCAAGGGUGUCAGCGAAACUACGAGUGCUCUGCGCCGGUGAACUCUGUCACAUUGCAUCCAAACCAGGCAGAGCUCAUUUCCGCCGACCAAAACGGAAACAUUCGCGUGUGGGACUUGACGUCCAACACAUGCUCGACCAAGUUCAGUCCUGACAGCGAAAAUGCUGUCCGUACAGUGGAUAUUUCUAAAGAUGCGAGCACCCUCGUUGCCGCCAACAACCAUGGCAUGUGCUUUGUCUACACGCCGAAAAGCUCGCAAAACUACGUGCUGCGCCACUCGUGGUCUGCCCACAACGAGUACAUCUUGAAGGCACGCAUCAGUCCGAACGCUCAGUACCUUGCGACGUGCUCUUCUGACAAGACGGUCAAAAUCUGGAACACAGUCGAUAUGACGCUUCUCCACACGUUGCAGGGCCACCAACGCUGGGUGUGGGACUGCGCAUUCUCUGCUGUGUCGUCGUAUCUCGUGACAGGUACAGUCGUGUGGCAUCUCUGGCAUUUGACGAGCGUUUUCGGCAGCUUCAUCUGACCAUACCGCGCGGCUGUGGGAUCUGAGCACAGGGGACUCGAUUCGCCAGUACAAUGGGCACCACAAGGCUGCCAUUUGUGUCGCAUUGGACGACAGCGUGCCGGAGGUUGUGGAUGCUUCGAGUAAAUAAAGGCCCAAGUAAACUCACACCCCAACGAUCCAUCCAUUUUACUUGAGGUGUUGGAACAGCUUUGAACACAAAUAGACAGCAUCUUCAAAUGUCAGGUUGAUGGUUAGACGGCGUAGGAGGUGCCAAUACCUCCAUUCCCCCUGCCAUGGUUUCCCAUUCCCACUCGCGUGUGACUGCCCUGAAGCGCCACUUCGAUGCUCAGAGCUGAAUCGUGAUGCCGGACGCUUCCUUCUACGACUUGACUUGAGCGCCGACCACGUCUCUCCGAGCAGG
Molecule: messenger RNA, 1292 nt
Organism: Aphanomyces invadans
Lineage: Eukaryota; Oomycota; Saprolegniomycetes; Saprolegniales; Verrucalvaceae
Exons: 5
Coding region: 41-889 (282 amino acids)
Biological process (GO): regulation of actin cytoskeleton organization; TOR signaling
Cellular component (GO): TORC2 complex; TORC1 complex
Molecular function (GO): protein binding
Source: RefSeq, a predicted model, not a curated record